Molecule: messenger RNA, 945 nt
Organism: Leptomonas pyrrhocoris
Lineage: Eukaryota; Euglenozoa; Kinetoplastea; Trypanosomatida; Trypanosomatidae
Product: nonspecific nucleoside hydrolase
Exons: 1
Coding region: 1-945 (314 amino acids)
Biological process (GO): purine nucleoside catabolic process
Cellular component (GO): cytosol
Molecular function (GO): purine nucleosidase activity
Source: RefSeq, a predicted model, not a curated record
AUGCCGAGGAAGAUCAUUCUCGAUUGCGAUCCGGGCCACGACGACGCCAUCGCGAUCCUGCUAGCGCACGGCAACCCGGAGAUCGAGCUGCUGGCCAUCACGACGGUGGUGGGCAACCAGACGCUGGAGAAGGUGACGCGCAACGCGCUGGGCGUGGUGGACGUCGCUGGCAUUACGGGCGUGCCGGUGGUGCCCGGGAGCAGUCGGCCGAUCGUGCGCCAGGUGGAAAAUGCGCCGUCGAUCCAUGGCGAGUCGGGGAUGGACGGACCGCAGCUCCCGCCUGCACACACGCAGGCGGACCCCCGCAACGCCGUAAGCGUCAUCAUCGACCUCGUCAUGAGCCACGAGCCAAAGACGAUCACGCUUGUGCCGACGGGCGGGCUGACGAACAUCGCACUCGCCGCCCGCCUGGAGCCGCGCAUUGUGGAGCGCGUGCAGGAGGUGGUGCUGAUGGGCGGCGGCUACCACGUGGGCAACUGGAGCGCCGUGGCGGAGUUCAACAUCAAGAUUGACCCGGAGGCGGCGCACAUCGUGUUCAACGAACGCUGGCCGGUGACGAUGGUGGGACUGGACCUGACGCACCAAGCGCUGGCGACGCCGGAGGUAGUGCGGCAGAUCGCGGCGGUGGGCACGAAGCCCGCGAGAUUCGUGGAGGAGCUGCUACAAUUCUUUUCGACUCAGUACAAACGUGAACAAGGCUUCGACUUCCCACCGGUGCACGACCCGUGUGCUGUGGCGUACGUGAUUGACCCGACGGUGAUGACGACGGAGCGUGUGCCGGUGGACAUCGAGCUGACGGGCACGCUGACGGCGGGCAUGACGGUGGCGGACUUCCGCAACCCACGCCCGGAGCACUGCCACACGCAGGUGGCGGUGAAGCUGGACUUCGACAAGUUCUGGGGCAUGGUCGUGGACGCCCUAAAGCGCAUCGGCGACCCUAAGUGA